AUGACUAAGACAAUUGAAGCAUUAAAAAGUGGAGAAAUUUCUAGUGGGCGUGGUUUGAAUCAAGAAACAGCUUUAAAAAGAGCUGGAGACACUAGAUGGGGUUCACACUAUAAAACUAUACUUAGAUUAAUUUCUUUAUUUCCUUUUGUGGUUAAUGUUCUUGAAUAUGUUAAGGAAGAUGGGAAUAAUUCAGAACAAAGAGCUGAAGCAUGUCAUUUAUUGAAUGUCAUUCAAUCUUUUGAAUUCAUUUUCAACUUGUACUUGAUGAAAAAUAUCUUGAGAGUUACUAAUGAGUUAUCUCAGGCGUUACAAAGGAAUGAUCAAGAUAUUGUAAAUGCUAUGGCAUUAGUCAAAGUGUCUAAGCAACGAUUGCAAAAUAUAAGAGAUGAUGGUUGGUCUCUUUUACUUGAUGAAGUCUCACUGUUUUGUGACAAACAUGAUAUUAUUGUUCCAAUCAUGGAUGAUAUAUUUGUGUCACAAGGAAGAUCAAGAUGUAAAGCUCAAAAGAUAUCAAAUUUGCAUCAUUUUCAAGUUGAGAUAUUUUAUCAAGUAGUUGAUAGACAACUUCAAGAACUCAAUAAUCGUUUUAUAGAGGUGAAUACUGAAUUGCUUCUUUGCAUAGCUUGUUUGAAUCCAAGACACUCAUUUUUUGCAUUAGAUAAGGAGAAGUUGAUCCAGUUAGCUCAAUUUUAUCCAUUAGAAUUUUCUUCCACUCAACUUUUGGCACUUGACAGUCAACUUGAGAACUUCAUACUAGAUGUGCGUUCUGAUGAUCAUUUCUCGGACUUAAAUGGAAUUGGUGCUCUUUCUCAGAAGUUGGUUGAGACUCGAAAGAAUAUUGUUUAUCCAUUAGUGUUUCUUCUUUUAAAGUUGGCUUUAGUUUUGCCUGUAGCAACUGCAUCAGUUGAAAGAACUUUUUCUGCUAUGAACGUCAUAAAGAGUCGACUUCGUAACCGUAUGGGAGAUGAAUUUUUAAAUGAUUGUUUAGUGGCAUACAUAGAAAGAGAGACAUUUGAUUGUAUUGACAAUGAAAAGAUUAUUCAAUCUUUUUAA
Molecule: messenger RNA, 1053 nt
Organism: Arachis duranensis
Lineage: Eukaryota; Viridiplantae; Streptophyta; Magnoliopsida; Fabales; Fabaceae
Exons: 1
Coding region: 1-1053 (350 amino acids)
Molecular function (GO): protein dimerization activity
Source: RefSeq, a predicted model, not a curated record